This is a messenger RNA of Malus domestica (apple), 1559 nucleotides long. Its product is annotated as MADS-box transcription factor 14-like. The record is from RefSeq and is a predicted model, not a curated record. Gene Ontology annotation, cellular component: nucleus. Lineage: Eukaryota; Viridiplantae; Streptophyta; Magnoliopsida; Rosales; Rosaceae. Gene Ontology annotation, molecular function: RNA polymerase II cis-regulatory region sequence-specific DNA binding; protein dimerization activity; DNA-binding transcription factor activity, RNA polymerase II-specific. Gene Ontology annotation, biological process: positive regulation of transcription by RNA polymerase II.
AUGGGGCGAGGGAAGGUAGAGCUGAAGCUAAUCGACGACAAGCUCAGGCGGCAAGUGACGUUUUCCAAGCGGAGAAGCGGACUGAUCAAGAAGGCACGUGAGCUGUCCGUGCUCUGCGGGGUGGAGGUGGGCCUCGUCAUCUUCUCCGCCAAGGGGAGGCUCUACGAGUUCUGUAGCGGCGAGAGUUUGGGAAAGCUUCUGGAGCGUUACCAGAUGCAUAGUGAAGAGGAAAUUGGUGCUUCCAAGAAUGCUGGUGGUACUGACAAGAAGCAUAAUUCGGAAUGUAGUGAUCUCCGCGCAGGCGCUAACCGAUCUCCGAAAAUGAUUCAAAGUGGUAGGGAGGCACAAGACCUUGAAAAUCUAGAUGUUCCAGAGCUCACCCAGCUUGAAGAGGAAUUAGAUGCACUUUUAAGACAAACAAGAUCGAGAAAGACACAGCUGAUGAUGGAAAACCUUACAGCUCUUAUCGAGACGGAAAAACAGCUGAAAGAAGAGAAGCGUCUCAUAGAAAAUGAGAUUGCAGCACUGAAGCUGAAGGAGCAAGCAGAGCAAGGACUGAGCUGCCGACGAGGAACCGGAUCAGCAGAGCACUUCCUCCGACUAUAACACCAACAACAACAACAGCUGCAGCAGCUACAACGAUGUUCCGGCCACCAAACUUAAUUGUUUUUCAAAAAGUAAAAAAUGACGAGACACAGUACAAACCAACUCAGUUCAAGCCCAGGAUGCGAGACAAAUAGUCCAUGCUGGGCAGGGUGAUCAUUCAAACAACAAAUAAAUAUUGUCCUUAAUUAAAACACAACCAAAAACUGAUUAUUUGCAACAAAAAACCAGAGAGAUACUUCCCCGUUACGAAACAUUUACAGAUUGCCAUCACAUGAAUGAAUUACUCAUCCGGAUAUAUUUCAGGAUUCCAGAAAUUGACCAUUCUUAAGAAAGAGAAGAAAAGGAAGAGAUGGGGGCGACGACGGAGGGAAACAUCGUUAUUUUGGGCCAUACCAAAAGAUUUGACUACAAGAGCAGCGAGAAUCGACUUCUUGGCAAGAGGGUUCCUGGAUUAUGUAUGAAUACAGCCUCAAAGACUAUCCAUAUCUGCCGUUGGCAAUGAUGGUGAUGAGCUGCCGACUCCGAAAGAGUGAUAGGACCAAAGAGGAAGGAAAAGUUUCAGGCUACUGUCGUUGCUUCUGCUGGCGGCGACUGUGAUGAUACUGCAGCGCAACCAAGAGCUAAGAAGAAGAUUCCAAGAAAAACUGAUGAUAAAUUGGUGGCUGCUGAUUCGAUUUCUACUCCCGCUUUCAUGUCACUUCAUGAUGUUAUGGAUGAUCCAUACAAUUUCAUUAAUAGGAUCAAUGUGCAGCAUCAUUCAUCGGUCUUCCACUUUUUCGAUCUGCGAAAGACUUCAAGAACGAGCCAUUAAUCCUUAGAUUCCAUUACAAAUUAACAAAACUAGAAAGAAUCGAUAACCAGAGGUGCCUCAAGCUCUCUAGCCUUGCUUGUGGAAAUGUUAAUACGACGUUGGUUUUUGUAUGGUUACAGUAGCAACCUACUUGAUUGAUUUA